Cucumis melo (muskmelon) is the source of this 932-nucleotide messenger RNA. RefSeq lists its product as uncharacterized. The record is from RefSeq and is a predicted model, not a curated record. NCBI's taxonomy places the organism in Eukaryota, Viridiplantae, Streptophyta, Magnoliopsida, Cucurbitales, Cucurbitaceae. The transcript has a single exon. The coding region runs from base 104 to 703 and encodes 199 amino acids.
UUGAAUAUUUUGGCGCCUCCACAAAGCUCAAAACCCUUCGUCUCUAAUAUUUUUCCUUCUUCUCCAAAACCUCGCUCUCUCCCACUUCACCUCCUGCAAAUCCAUGGCUUCGCCUUCCGGAGCCGAAUCUCCACAAUCCGCCACAUCCUUGCGGUCGCGAUGCUACUUUAUUUCUCACUCAGCCUUCGCUUCGUCGAGUACGGCUUUCACGUCUCGACCGUCCUCCACGAAGCCUGUAGCAAUGUCUAGAAAAUCUUCGCCGGCUGCGGUGUUGACAGCGUCCACGGUAUCUUCGUUGAGAUUUCAGAUUGAUCAGAGAUCGGCAUCUCCCAGUCGUUCGAUUUCGGUUCAGAAGAAUCGCGACAGUAAUGCGAAUGCGGUUCCGUCGAACAAGAGAAAAGUGUGUGUGUGUUCUCCGACGAAACACCCUGGCUCCUUCAGGUGUUCUCUUCACAAGAAUUCGACGCAUUCUGUAGAUGUCUCGAAUGGUAGCCAAUUACGGAACGGAUCGUUGAAUGUUCGGAGAUCGGCAAUGACGAAUUCGCUAGUGAGAAUUGGAUGCGUAGAAGGUGCUGACCUCGUGAAAAGAGCUUUAUCGGCUUUAAUUAGGCCUUCUUCACAUCAACAGCGACGGCCAUCAGCUUUUCAGCGUAGACCUAGCCGUCUAUCACUAAUGUCAAAAGCAGAGGAAGAGGAGGACUAGAGGCACGUCCUCCAACCCUAAUCAUUCAUUGUGAACUGAUUUAUUGUUUUGUUUUUGUCCAGAGAAACGAUAACUCCAUUACGAAUUCUGUUUUCAUGAUACGAUUCACAAAGUUAGUGAAGAAUUGGAGAUGGAUAACAAUUAUGGAGUCUAGAGCUGUGAAGAUGAAGUCGUUAGUAUUAUCAAAUUUGUUUAUGAUUCUUAUAUUAGAAAAGAUUUUGUUUCUGAG